AUGAAGUGUUUGGUUAUAGUAGACGCUCAAAACGAUUUUUUGCCCAAGGGGGCGUUUAAUUCGAAAGAGGAAUAUAUGGAUGCGCUAUAUAAAAUUAACUCCAUAAGACUUAACUUGUUUAAUUGUAGUGAAAAGGAUUUAUUAAAACUACGAGAUUGUAAAAAUGUAAUGGAAUAUAAAAAAGAUUUACUACUUAAUGAGAACAUUGUCGAAUAUUAUAAAUGCUGUAACGAUAUAGAUGCUGCAAAAUAUGAAGACGAAAUUUUAUUAUUUCCAUUUGAUAAGAAUUGUGAAUAUUUGAAUAAAUACAAGUGGGUACAUAACCAAAGUGUAAAAGAAAAUGCAAACGGGGUUAUUCUGGGUAGAGACUCAGAAAAUGAACACAAUCAUAUAAAUAGUGGACUGCACAAGGAUACGUAUAAUGGCAGGAAUGAUGGAAAUAAUGAUAAUAAUAGUUACCGUGCUAAUGGCUAUAACGGGAACAGUAACGGAAAAGAGAAUUACUUACAUCAUAAUUACAUAAGUAAUUGCGGCAAUAAUGUAAUAAUGAAUUCAAAUAAUUUUUCAAAAGAAUGUCAUUUAAACGGUUUGAAUGAAAAAACUAACAAGGGUAUAUCAAACUUUACUUUGCACAUUUUGUCUGUAGACUACCACCCACAGUUACACGUUUCGUUUGCUAAAACGCAUAGAAUAAUUUAUGAAGAAAUUUGCAAAAAUAGCGAGUCGAAUAGUAGCGCAAAAGCAAAUGAGUACGAACAAAACGAACAGGAAUUCAACUGUGUAAACGGAAGUUCAACAUGUUUAGGAGGAAUUAGUAAUCAUAUUGAUGAAGAGGAAACAAAUGAUGUAAAUGAAGUACAUGUAGUUGAAGCAGACAUGAAAGAAUUGGAGGACGAUGGAGAUGAAGUAAACGACACAAAUACCUUAGAUGAUCAUCCAGAUGAAUAUUACACCUCUUUUUUGAAAAAAAACAAAAUAUUCAAUUUGACUGAUGUAUUGAAAAAUAUUAAAAAAAUAAAAAAGAGCAAAAUAAUAUAUAAAAACGUUAAUUCUGUAAAUGAUAUAAAAGAAUAUAACAAGUUAAAUUUUUUAAAUAAAACAAUAGAUGUAUGGCCUAUCCAUUGUGUUAGAAAUACACUAGGAUGUAAGAUACAUAAAAAAUUAAUUAGGCACAUUGAUGAUGUAGUUAUUAAAAAAGCGGAUACAGAAAAUCAUGAAAGUCUUACCAUAUUUGAAAAUGAUAAAGUUAAUAAAAAAAUACUAAACGUUUUAAAGGAAAAAAAUAUAAAUUCUGUAUACAUAUGCGGAUUUAUAUUUGAAUAUUGUGUUAAAGAAACUGCAUUAAGUUUUCUUAGUUUAGGAUUUGAUACAUACAUAAUAGAAGACGCAACAGCUUAUUUAUUUGGAAAAGAAGAGGAUAAAAUAUAUUUAAAAAAAAAAGGAAUUAAAUUUGUAAAUUCUUCGACAAUGUUUUUGUGA
Messenger RNA from Plasmodium malariae, 1479 nucleotides. RefSeq names its product nicotinamidase, putative. The record is from RefSeq and is a predicted model, not a curated record. Bases 1 to 1479 code for a protein of 492 amino acids. NCBI's taxonomy places the organism in Eukaryota, Apicomplexa, Aconoidasida, Haemosporida, Plasmodiidae. The transcript has a single exon.